GAAAUCGUUUUUCAUCCGUGUGCUUUCAUUGAAUAAAACGUUUUUAGAGUGAAGUUUGUUUGAACAGGCACCUGUGUGUUUAACUGUCUCGAAUUACGCAUUAACUUGGAAUCGAUCAGUUGCGAACAUGGUGUGCGCAUGCAUUAUAUACCGGACGAUUAAGAUGAAUAAAAUGAAACUUUAAGUAGUGUCGCGGAGCGUGAAUUAUUAAGCGCGAAGGGCCGAUGUACUUCGAACUAGUGCUUCUGGAUGAUAGAAAACAAUGAAGACAAUUUGAAAGUGUGGCAAUUCGAUUUGCAGGAUGUAUCCGUUUUUUUUCCCAAAGAUGGACUAAACAUUUGUGAAACACUGGGAAUGAGUUUUGUAAUAUUGUAUACAAACAAUGGCGAUUUAAUGAUUUAAGUUUUUCAUGUAUUGAAGAGUGAUUGAUACAUUUGAAUUGAUGCACGGAUUCACUCGCCAGUUAAUAAAUGAACUUAUGGAAUGUGGUGUGAUAAAUAUGCAGUAAUAUUGUAAGAUGUAUGGUGAAUUUGUGAUUGAGAACGCAACUGUUUAUGGUUCGUCAUGCAGUGGGUUGCAUUUAAUAAAUGAUGAUGUUACUAUAAAAAUAAGGGUUGAUUAAGAACAGAAUUUAGUAUGAAAAAGCCAUAUUUAUUUUGUGACACUGAGAAAAUUAAUCUGGGUUUAUUAAACUUUUGGAUUAAUACUCCCCAAACUCUAGAUAAAGAAUUAUAAAAGCGACAUUAUCUAAAGAGGGAUUAUCUUUAUCAUGUUCAUUUGGGGUGUGCAACUUCAAACUUGUAAUUCAAUUUCUAGCUUCAAUGUUUGUUGUUGUUGGGGAUGCGAAAGCGUGAACUUCGUUUCAACUAGUAUUGGUUACAAACCCGUGCACCUGUUUAGAUGGAGAACUUCCAUGAUCGAUCACCGUGAAAAAUCUCCACGAAGCUAAUUUUGAUUCUUGAAUAAUGCAACUUCUUUGGUUCUGGACCCUUGCGUGUUUGCUCAUGGAUUUCAUGGACUAUCUUCUGUCGUGUUUCAGACAACGUGAGACGGAGCGGGUUGAUAAAGAUGACACAGCGCAACAGCGGAAGCACGAUCAGAACUACUUCCGGAGCUAUGCGGACAUAGACGUGCACGAGGAGAUGUUGAGCGACACCGUGCGGACGAACGCUUACCGCUAUUCUAUCCUAAAGAACUACGAGAAGAUACGGGGCAAGGUAGUAGCUGAUGUUGGGGCGGGAACAGGCAUAUUGUCCGUGUUCUGUGUGCAAGCUGGGGCCAAGAAAGUUUAUGCAAUAGAAGCUAGUGCGAUUGCGGACCAGAUCCGGGCAGUGGUGGCCGAGAAUAACAUGUGUGACCGGAUAUCCGUUCUACACGACUCAGCAGAGGAGGUAGAACUACCGGAGAAGGUCGACGUUAUCGUGAGUGAGUGGAUGGGCUACAGUCUUCUCUAUGAGUCCAUGCUGCCUUCUGUGAUUCACUUCCGGGACAAGUGGCUCAAACCGGAUGGGUUGAUGUUACCUGCCACAGCCUCACUUUACAUAGCGCCUUUCACAGACACAGAACUAAGUAACAGAUUGGAUUUCUGGUCGGAGAUUCGUUCGGUUUACAAGAUGUCCAUGUCUUCGAUGAAGCAAUACGCUCAGAAAUGCAUAUCCAAGCAGGUCCAUGUGAUGAACAUUCCACCGGAAGCUCUGCAGGCGCAUGCACAGAAGGUGUGUCACCUUGACCUUUUGAAGGUCAAAGUGAAAGAUCUUCAGUGCGUAAAGAGUAAGUUCUCGUUCCGUUGUUUCGGGGAUAGCGUCGUUCACGGGUUUGUCACGUGGUUUGACGUCACAUUUCCGGAGAGCAUCACAUUGUCUACGUCACCCUACCAUGAGGAGACCCAUUGGUCCCAGACCGCGUUCUACAUGGAGCAGCCCUGUCACGUUACCCAGGACACCCUCAUUUCCGGUAGCGUCUCUGUACAGCCCCACCCGGGGGCAGCUAGGUUUCUCGACAUCGCGCUGACCUUCCAGGUGGACGGCGACUGUACGAGACGCCAAAGCUACUUCAUGAACGACUGCUUCGUGUGAACUUCCGGUCACUUUAACCGGAAGUGUUCGUAACAUUACCCUUUGGCGAGUAAACUGAUUGAAGCCCCACUGGCUCUGACAGCGUUACGAUAGUUACGGAUGUUGACAACAAUUGAGUCAUCGACCGGGUAAAGCCAUCACAUUACGUCUCGUGACUGCAAACGCGAUAUUUAAUUGGUCACGUGCGGUUUAAAUCACCACGUGGUGUUAAAACUAUUCAAGUGGUGUUUUACCUGUCGAGUGAUGUUUUACUGGAAACACGUUGUUAGAAUCGACAUGUGCGUGUGUCAGUGGAGAGACAACUGAUCGCUGUCGACGUCUGUGGAGAUUUAGUUGGAGUUUGAAAAGUAAUGGAAUCGUAUAGAAAACAAGUCGUUGGUCGUGUUAGAAUGUAAAAUUAUCUACUUUCAUCUGAAUCACGGUUGUAUUACCGUAUGUGAUGUGUUUGUGAUCCAUAACAAUGAAAUAAACUAAUUAAAAAGUAUGACGACCAUUGGCUGAGUUGGAAAAUUAAUUUGGAUAUUUGGGGCAUUUGCCUAGAUGUCUUUAGAUUGUAGACCACUUCCUACGUAAAACUUAAACAUUUGUGAGGCCAGACAUUAACAACUUGUUACAUGAAAUAGGCCAUAAAUAAUGAAAAGUUCUCGAAUACUUUAAAAAUAGAAACUUUUUAGUGGCUUAUAGUUGUUGAAUUAUAUCAUUCUGGUUUAAUUUGUCACGCUUUACGUCUUAAGAACUACCGGUAAAAUGCAACAUUUGCUGUGAUCUUUUAUAUUACUGCAUCAUGUACAUGUAUAUUGAUGAUUUAUUAUAUAAUAAGACAACGAAGA
Molecule: messenger RNA, 2905 nt
Organism: Dreissena polymorpha
Lineage: Eukaryota; Metazoa; Mollusca; Bivalvia; Myida; Dreissenidae
Product: protein arginine N-methyltransferase 6-like
Exons: 13
Coding region: 966-2075 (369 amino acids)
Biological process (GO): peptidyl-arginine methylation
Molecular function (GO): protein-arginine N-methyltransferase activity
Source: RefSeq, a predicted model, not a curated record